CUCACCUCGGUUCGUUGUUGUGAAUAUUCUGUCACUGACCGGCUUUUGUGCCUGCAUUGCCGCUAAACGAAGACGACCUUUGAUCUUUUGACCUCUGACACAGAACUAGACAACCUAACAGCAAUGUUGCUUGGAAUUUUGAGGACUGCUUGGUUCUUGUUGUGUCUGCUCGUGUUCGGCUACACUUUCAUUGUCAGCGGUAUAAUCAUUAAUUUGUUGCAAUGUUGUUCACUCGUUAUCUGGCCGUUCAGCAGGAAGAUAUAUCGAAUCAUCAACUGCAAGCUGGCGUAUUAUCACUGGUGUCAAAUGGUGUACUUGACCGACUCGUGGUCAAGUAGCAAUUGUGUGCUUUACAUGACUGAUGAUGAUGUCAAAUAUCUCGGUAAGGAGACGGCGCUGGUGAUUAUGAAUCACAAAUUUGAUGUUGAUUGGUUGUUUGGCUGGGUAAUAACAGAUCGGUACAAGUUAUUAGGGGCAUCUAAAGUGUUUGCAAAGAAUUCGUUGAAGUAUGUUCCAUUUAUCGGCUGGUCAUGGAUAUUACUUGAGAUGAUAUUUCUCCGAAGAGAUUGGAAUCGAGACAAACCGUACCUGAUUGAGCAGCUCAAGGUUCUAGCGGAGUAUCCGCUGCAUUGCUGGACACUUCUUUUUUGUGAAGGAACUCGGUUCACAGAGUCAAAGAAAGCUCGUAGCAAUGAAAUAGCAAGAGCAAAAGGACUGCCAGAACUUAAACAUCAUCUAUUGCCGAGGACCAAGGGAUUUGUUGUUGUUAUGGAGGCAUUCAAGGGCAAAGUUCCUGCUAUCUAUGACUGUACACUUUCAUGUUCUGCUGAUUAUGCCGAACCUACUAUGUAUAAUGUGGUGAUGGGCAGAAAAUGUCAAGGACACAUGCUUGUUAGACGAAUAAAGAUAACUGAUGUUCCUACAGAUACAGAAGAAAAUACUGCCAACUUUUGUCACCAGAUUUAUCAAUUUAAGGACAGAGCAUAUGAACAUUUUCAGAAAAAUCAAACAUACGAAAAUUUUGAAGGCGGCAAGUUCCAUAAACAUGUGAUUCCAAGGCGUUAUGCGUCCUUACUAAUUGAGACGUUCUGGGUUUUAGUCCUCGCAGUUCCAUCUUUUUAUUACUUUAUAAGUCUGAUGAUAAACGGGUCUUUAUGGGUGACUGUGACGGUGUUUGUCUUCAUAGUGCUGUCUGUUCUGUUGAUACGUGCAAUGAUUUCUGUAACAGACAGACAUCAAGGAUCCACCUAUGGAAAAGUAGCUCAGAAAGAUGAAAACAACGGUAUUGUUAUGAAUGGCAGUAAUAAGAAAAUACAAUAG
This is a messenger RNA of Saccoglossus kowalevskii, 1320 nucleotides long. RefSeq names its product 1-acyl-sn-glycerol-3-phosphate acyltransferase gamma-like. Gene Ontology annotation, cellular component: endomembrane system. The record is from RefSeq and is a predicted model, not a curated record. NCBI's taxonomy places the organism in Eukaryota, Metazoa, Hemichordata, Enteropneusta, Harrimaniidae. Gene Ontology annotation, molecular function: 1-acylglycerol-3-phosphate O-acyltransferase activity.